GUCAAAUUGGUCAAGCUAAUACGUUUCCAGCCUGAUCUCGCCAGCCAUUGGUGCCCAAGGCCAGACGAAGCUGGAGGUUCAAAAGGACGCAGACGAAAACUGGACAUGAUAGAGGCAGAGGAAAUUUAAAUGCUCUUUCAGAGCUGAAGAAGAAACUUGGAUGCAGGAAAGAGAAGAGAGAUACACACCAGUCCACGCUAUCAUUUGCAAGUCAGCCAUUACAAUUUAACUUCGAUCCAGUCGUUAGAGAUAGAAGCUGGCUUGUUGUGGAGCAACUCAGAGUGUUUUGUCUUCCAGCAGGAGUACUCCCGACAUGCUGACGUGUGCACUGAUGAGAUAAAGCUUUCAUGAUAAUAGUCUUGAUGACUGAGUACCCAAAGAACUAGAACCUUGUCUUCAGGGUUUCCCAUCUGGCAGGACCACGACCUCUCAACAGAUAUGAAGAGUGCCUCAUGCACAGAUCUCAUGUGGUGAUGGGGUGCAGAAGCUUUAACUAAACCAAGUUUUCCUGAAAUCAUUUGCCAUCUGUCAAAACUAGCCAGUCGCAGACUUCUGACUUUCUGACUUCAGGAAAACAUGGCUAAGUCCGGAAACACCAUUCUCUUCUUCUGCCUCUUCACCGUGCUCGUGGCCCUGUGUGGCUUUCAUCAGAGCCACGACUGGGCUGUGCCAUGGAAACAUUUAGCCAGAGAUGUACAUGUUUCCAUGGCAACACUAUAUUUCGUUGUUUCUUUGACUGAAAAUCUGCCUAAUUCGUACGGUUUCAUUCUCCGUGUAUUUCCAUCCUUUGGCGCUUCAGCGUCGAGCGUUCCUGUACAUGGACAUUCCAGACAAAUGCCGAAGCUUGCACUCAAUGGAGAAGACUUUCCCGGGUCCUUGUCAUCUACCACGUUUCAUUUUCUGAAUAAGAAACAAGAAGGAAACAUUGCCUCACACAUACAUUCUUCUAUGGCAAAGCAAGAGAUAAAUCCAAGAGUAGCAGCGGCUAUUCCUGAGAAUGAAUUAUCUUUAAAGAAAGGUAAACUGAGAAAGAAUUUAAAGGAUACACUCACUCACAACACAGAGGAGAUGUUUAAGAUCUUUGCUAUUAAACAGCAAACAAGAAGAGAAGGAGGGGAGAAAGACUUGAAAAACAAGAAUCUGCUAGAGAAAUAUUUGUGGCUCUUUGUUACACUCUGCACGGUUUUGCUACUGACGUUUAGAAUGUUUGAUAGAGAUGCCCCGCCCACAAACUCAAAGGUCCUGUCAAACUUAGGUCGAGAAGAUUUAUUAGUUGAAUUAAGCUCCGAGUCUCGACUUGCCCUGGGUGUCAAGGACUGGAGGAGCACUGACUCUGCGUUAUGGAGAUUCCUGCUGUCACCUUUCGAGAGAUUAUGUUGUGACCUCGAGUCUCUUCUACGCCUGAGCCAUAACUUCCUGCCAGCCACCCAGACUUUGAGGGUGGCACCCGCUUCACAGUUCCUCCCGACUGUCCUGGGGAACGAGGGUAACCGCUUCCAAUACAUUGGUUAUCGCCUCGCCUCUCUAGCUGCUCUCCCCUCGGGGUGUCCCAUCUCGCCCCUGCGGCUGGCCGAAGGGGGCUACCACUACAACCCCGACAUCAACAAGAGCGCAGUCAUCUGCCACGAAUGUGGGGCUACCUACAGCUGGGGGUCGCCCUCGGCAACGAGGAUUUCUCCCUUGCUGUACCACCAGACCUUGUCGCCCACCUGCAGUGUUGUCCAGUCCCGGUCGGGGAUCCAGACGAGCACCUCUACAGGGAUGCUGACUACUGUUGCUGGGCAGCUGCAGAGACAGCUGUCAGAUGAUGUCCAGACAGACGGAGCUGCAGAAGCACCGCCUGCAGCACGCGCUGCCAGCAUCACGAGGAGUGGAGCAGACGAGCAGAGAACAUCACACAUGGCGGCGGUCACAGACUGUCCUGAUGGAUACACGCUGGCACUGCCCAACACCUCAGAGGACGUUCAGAGCAGCGCCGGGGCAAUGGCGGUGUCGUCUGCAUCUGCAAGUUCUGGAAGCGGUGAGAAGGUCCUCCUGGACCUCAACAGUGCUGUGUACCCUCUCUACAGCUCUCUCCAGUCUCGGCUAACCACCUUUUCGAAAUGGCCUGCUGCUAAUUUUCGUCCACCGGAGGUCUUGGCGCCUAUGGGCUUCUUCUACGCUGGGUACGCAGACUGCGUGAGGUGCUUCUACUGCGGGAUCGGCCUCAAGACGUGGGAGGAAAACGAUGACCCGGAGGAGGAGCACAUCAGAUGGCGGCCCAACUGUCAGUUCGUCCUGGCCACCAAAGGGAAAAGAUUUGUUGACAACACUCUGGCCAGACUCAACAGAAGGAUGAACCCGGAUGACGAAGUCCCAGAUACACCUAACCCCGCACGUGACUCACAGCGCGGUGCGCCACCUAGCGGAGAGAACCUGACGAGAGAAGGGGGAAGCAACCGGAGUACAACGCUUUCCAGCGACGACCGCCAGCAGCUGCUGCAGAUGGGCUUCAGCGCCGACAUGAUCCGCUCCGCCCAGGAGAACCUACUGAGGGCUGGUCAAACAUUAAACAUCGACAAUAUUCUGGGUUUUCUUGUUCCCUAGAAUACCUUAAAACCUGUUUUGGAACCAAGCAGAAAAAAAGAGGCGAGUUUCCAGGAGCUGAUGUGUAAAAAUCUGUAAACAGUUUGCCAUGUUACUAGAGAUUCUUGUCCUUCGGCUACCUUGCUUGAUUCUGACAAUUCUGCCAAAAAACGAGCCCUGACAAGCUGUGAAGAGACAUUUACUUAGGUCCUAAACGUAGGUUUUGCUUCAAUGUUUGUCUCCUAUCAACAAGCCUGGUAAACCUUUAAGUGUCUACACUGUACAGCCAUUGAGACAGGAGAUUAGAUAAACAGAGGCUCGGUAAUUUUGGUUUUAGUUUGCUGGAUCAGCAAGUUUCAGAACCUGCAAUCUGAAGAACUCGCCCUUUAACCUUUCACCUUGAGUGGUGAUAACAUCCACUGAUUGCUGAUUGUCACUCCAUCUACCGUAACACGACAUGCAUAGUCAUGCUCUGAAUCUUAAUCCAGAGUUACUCUUAAUCCAGAGUUACUCAUAAGCCAGCUAGCUCCAGCUGUCGUCAGUAAAGUACAGCCAGAAGGUGAUGGCGGUUAGAGAAACGACAACUGGCGACUACACUGACGUCAUUUCCUGUGUCACCGCAUGAGGAUAGCUUCACGAUUGAUAAUUUGCUUUCACAUGCUCUGUACCUGACACAGCCUGACUAUCCAGCGUGCAACCUGUAUAUUUUGUGAUUUAUAAAGAGAGGUGUUUGCAGUGGCCUUUACUUUCAUUGCUUUGUGCGGAACCCAGAGAAUUGAUGUUGAUUUGAUACUUCCAUUUUGUUUUCUUAAAGGUGUUCUUUGAGUUACCAAGAACUUCACAGAGAACACCUGUAAAAGUUCAUGGCAUACAUACCCCAAUUAUACGGGACAACAGCAAGGUUUUAUGGAUUAUUAUUUAAUUAUAAGAGUGAAUAUUUUUAUUCUAAUGUGCAUAUUUUUUGCAUUUUAAAAGUUUUUAAAUAAUGCUUAGUUUAGAACGGGAAAUCUUAUGUUGGUAUAUAGACAAACCCGUGCCUGCUUAAUGAGUUUGUUUUAAUUAUUAGCUAUUUUAAUUAUUAAAUGUAUAUAAUUACUAUACAUUGUCAGUGUUAUUGUGUUUUAACAAUGAAAAUAAAUGUAAUAAAUUUCUUUAAUGAGUAA
Molecule: messenger RNA, 3728 nt
Organism: Pomacea canaliculata
Lineage: Eukaryota; Metazoa; Mollusca; Gastropoda; Architaenioglossa; Ampullariidae
Product: baculoviral IAP repeat-containing protein 2-like
Exons: 10
Coding region: 577-2586 (669 amino acids)
Source: RefSeq, a predicted model, not a curated record